This is a messenger RNA of Necator americanus (New World hookworm), 846 nucleotides long. RefSeq lists its product as uncharacterized. The record is from RefSeq and is a predicted model, not a curated record. NCBI's taxonomy places the organism in Eukaryota, Metazoa, Nematoda, Chromadorea, Rhabditida, Ancylostomatidae. Gene Ontology annotation, cellular component: nucleus; site of double-strand break; condensed chromosome. Gene Ontology annotation, molecular function: histone H3K36 methyltransferase activity; DNA topoisomerase binding; double-stranded DNA binding. Gene Ontology annotation, biological process: mitotic DNA integrity checkpoint signaling; replication fork processing; DNA integration. Bases 1 to 846 code for a protein of 281 amino acids. The transcript is spliced from 2 exons.
AUGGCCGAACAUUCCACCCAUAUUCGACACGUACUCCUUCACGAGUUCGAAUCUGGCCACCCCGCUGCUGAAGCCCAUCGAAACUUAAGUCAAGUAAUUGGCACUGAAGCCCCUUCUGAGCGGUCUGUGUGCGCCUGGUUCCAGCGCUUCAAAGCCGGGAACAAGAAACUCGAGGAUGUGACUCGCUCCGGUCGACCGACUGCAAUAUCGUUCGACGAACUGAAGAAAAAGCUUGGUCAGUGGCUCCCACAUGCAUUGAGCGACGACAACCGCCAAAGACGUCUGGACAUCUGCACUCAGCUGCUCUCCAGAAGCCGCAGAUUCGACUGGCUGGACACCAUUGUCACAGGAGAUGAAAAUUGGCCCUCUAUGUUAACCACACCCACAAACGUGCAUGAAGAUCAUGCUGAGCGUCUGGCGGGGAGUUCAUGGAAUCUACCGUUCCGAACUGCUGCCGGACAACACGACAGUUACUGCCGAGGUCUACAAAGACUAGCCGAAAAGAUCUGCAAGGAGCACCCGAAGGUCGACAACGUUCGCCUUCUGCACGAUAACGCGCGCCCUCACAUCGCGAAGAAGACUUCCCAGAAAAUUCUGGAGCUUGGAUGGGAAGUUCUACCGCAUCCACCGUAUAGGCCGGUCCUGGCCCCGAGCGACUACCACCUCUUCCGGUCGCUUCAGCAUCACCUGGAAGAGGAGCGCUACGCUGAUAGUGACAACCUCGAAAAUGACCUUCGGGUUUUCUUCGCCUGCAAGUCGCCGGAGUUCUACGCCAAAGGAAUCCGUGAUCUUGUGAGACCUUGGCAGAAGGUUGUUGAUGUUGAUGAAGAUUAUAUUGUCGAAUAA